CAAACAAGCCAGCUAUCAUCAGCAUUUUCGACCACAGUUGAAACCUUGGCUUCAUUUUCAAUAACUGAACACAAUUCCACAACCACACUACUAAUGUUCAGAGGAAAUAAAUCCACAGAAAUAAAUCCUGUAUCCUCAACUGAACAUUCACCACCAACUACAGAGUCAGCAACAACUUUAACAACUCUUACCAAUAUAAUUUCUGAUUCGGCAGUGACUACCACUACAAGGAGUAAUGAAUUCACAUCAACAGACAUAACUGAACAAUCCAGUGGAACUUCAGAAGCGUCAAGAAAGACAAAUCAACAGACCACACAUGUAACAUUUCCUUCAUUUUCAACAACAGGAACAACAGAAUUCAGAACCACAACCAUAGUGACACCAACAACAGAAAGCAAAAUCCAAACGAGUAAAAUAGUGAACACAACAGGCGGAUCUACACAUCCCACUGUGGUCUCCUCAACUGAAGAUGUCCAUUCAGUAGCAUCCACCUUCUCAACAUCCAUGCCCUUAAAAAGUUAUGGAUCAGUGAGUUCUGAAACUACAGAAAAAACCUCAACAGAGUUCACAUCAAGUGAACUAACUGGACAAUCUUCUGAAACUUCACUAGCACCCGACCAAACAAGCCAGCAAUCAUCAGCAUUUCCAACCACCGAUGAAACCAUGGCUUCAUUGUCAACAACUGAAAACAACUCCACUACUACACUUCCAAUGUUCACAGGAAGUGCAACUGAAACAUUUCCUACAACAGAUGUAUCCACACAGAGAACUCAUAUAUCCUCUAGUGAAGGUACAAAUUCACCAUCAACUACAGAGUCAGCAACAACUUUAACAUCUCUUACCAAUGUAAUUUCUGAUUCGGCAGUGACUACCACUACAAGCACUAACGAAUACACAUCAAUAGACCUAACUGAACAAUCCAGUGGAACUUCAGAAGUGUCAAGAAAGACAAGUCAACAGACCCUAGUAUCUUCUUCCACGCUUUUAACAGUUCCUUCAUUUCCAACAACAGAAUUUGGAUCUACAGCUGUAGUGACACCAACAACAGAAAGCACAAUCCGAACAAGUGCCAUAGUGUCUGCAACAGGGGAAUCAGCACAUCCCACUGUUUCCUCCUCAACUGAAGAUGUCCAUUCAGUAGCACCCACCUACUCAACAUCAGUGCCCUCAAAACCUCAUCCAUCAGUCAGUUCUGAAACUACAGAAGCAAGCUCAACAGAGUACACAUCAAGUAAAAUAACGGGACAGUCUUCUGAAUCUUCAGCAGCACCAGAACAAACAACCCAGCGAUCCUCAGCAUUUCCAACCACAAAUGACCACAUGGCUUCAUUAGUGACAACAGCCACAGAUAGCACAAUCCAAACAAGUCCCAUAGUGUCUACAACAGAAGAAUCUGCACAUCCCACUGUAUUCUCCUCAACUGACGAAGUCCAUUCAACACUAUCCACCUUCUCAACAUCCAUGCCCUUAACAAGUUAUGCAUCAGUCAGUUCUGAAACUAGAGAAACAACAUCAACAGCGUUCACAUCAGGUAAAAUACCUGCACAGUCUUCUGAAACUUCACUAGCACCCGACCAAACAAGCCAGCAAUCAUCAGCAUUUCCAACCACCGAUGAAACCAUGGCUUCAUUGUCAACAACUGAAAACAACUCCACUACUACACUUCCAAUGUUCACAGGAAGUGCAACUGAAACAUUUCCUACAACAGAUGUAUCCACACAGACAACUCAUAUAUCCUCUAGUGAAGGUACAAAUUCACCAUCAACUACAGAGUCAGCAACAACUUUAACAUCUCUUAGCAAUAUAAUUACUGACUCUGCAGUGUCCAUCACCUCAAGCACCAAUAUAUACACAUCAAUAGACUUUACUGAACAAUCCAGUGAAACUUCAGAAGUGUCUAGAAGGACUAGUCAACAAACCACGAUAUCUUCUUCCACAUCUGUAACAGUUCCUUCAACAGUAGUGACACCAGCAACAGAAAGCACAAUCCAAACAAGUCCCAUAUUGUCUACAACAGAGGAAUCUGCACAUCCCACUGUAUUCUCCUCAACUGAAGAUGUCCAUUCAACACCAUCCACCUACUCAACAUCCAUGCCCGUAACACCUCAUCCAUCAGUCAGUUCCGAAACUAGAGACACAACCUCAACAGAGUUCACAUCAAGUGAAAUAACUGGACAAUCUUCUGAAACUUCACUAGCACCCGACCAAACAAGCCAGCAAUCAUCAGCAUUUCCAACCACCGAUGAAACCAUGGCUUCAUUGUCAACAACUGAAAACAAAUCCACUACUACACUUCCAAUGUUCACAGGAAGUGCAACUGAAACAUUUCCUACAACAGAUGUUUCCACACAAAUAACUCAUAUAUCCUCUAGUGAAGGUACAAAUUCACCAUCAACUACAGAGUCAGCAACAACUUUAACAUCUCUUACCAAUGUAAUUUCUGAUUCGGCAGUGACUACCACUACAAGCACUAACGAAUACACAUCAAUAGACCUAACUGAACAAUCCAGUGGAACUUCAGAAGUGUCAAGAAAGACAAGUCAACAGACCCUAGUAUCUUCUUCCACGCUUUUAACAGUUCCUUCAUUUCCAACAACAGAAUUUGGAUCUACAGCUGUAGUGACACCAACAACAGAAAGCACAAUCCGAACAAGUGCCAUAGUGUCUGCAACAGGGGAAUCAGCACAUCCCACUGUUUCCUCCUCAACUGAAGAUGUCCAUUCAGUAGCACCCACCUACUCAACAUCAGUGCCCUCAAAACCUCAUCCAUCAGUCAGUUCUGAAACUACAGAAGCAAGCUCAACAGAGUACACAUCAAGUAAAAUAACAGGACAGUCUUCUGAAUCUUCAGCAGCACCAGAACAAACAACCCAGCGAUCCUCAGCAUUUCCAACCACAAAUGACCACAUGGCUUCAUUAGUGACAACAGCCACAGAUAGCACAAUCCAAACAAGUCCCAUAGUGUCUACAACAGAAGAAUCUGCACAUCCCACUGUAUUCUCCUCAACUGAAGAAGUCCAUUCAACACUAUCCACCUUCUCAACAUCCAUGCCCUUAACAAGUUAUGCAUCAGUCAGUUCUGAAACUACAGAAACAACCUCAACAGCGUUCACAUCAGGUAAAAUACCUGCACAGUCUUCUGAAACUUCACUAGCACCCGACCAAACAAGCCAGCAAUCAUCAGCAUUUCCAACCACCGAUGAAACCAUGGCUUCAUUGUCAACAACUGGAAACAACUCCACUACUACACUUCCAAUGUUCACAGGAAGUGCAACUGAAACAUUUCCUACAACAGAUGUAUCCACACAGACAACUCAUAUAUCCUCUAGUGAAGGUACAAAUUCACCAUCAACUACAGAGUCAGCAACAACUUUAACAUCUCUUAGCAAUAUAAUUACUGACUCUGCAGUGUCCAUCACCUCAAGCACCAAUAUAUACACAUCAAUAGACUUUACUGAACAAUCCAGUGAAACUUCAGAAGUGUCUAGAAGGACUAGUCAACAAACCACGAUAUCUUCUUCCACAUCUGUAACAGUUCCUUCAACAGUAGUGACACCAGCAACAGAAAGCACAAUCCAAACAAGUCCCAUAUUGUCUACAACAGAGGAAUCUGCACAUCCCACUGUAUUCUCCUCAACUGAAGAUGUCCAUUCAACACCAUCCACCUACUCAACAUCCAUGCCCGUAACACCUCAUCCAUCAGUCAGUUCCGAAACUAGAGACACAACCUCAACAGAGUUCACAUCAAGUGAAAUAACUGGACAAUCUUCUGAAACUUCACUAGCACCCGACCAAACAAGCCAGCAAUCAUCAGCAUUUCCAACCACAGAUGAAACCAUGGCUUCAUUGUCAACAACUGAAAACAACUCCACUACUACACUUCCAAUGUUCACAGGAAGUGCAACUGAAACAUUUCCUACAACAGAUGUUUCCACACAGACAACUCAUAUAUCCUCUAGUGAAGGUACAAAUUCACCAUCAACUACAGAGUCAGUAACAACUUUAACAUCUCUUACCAAUGUAAUUUCUGAUUCGGCAGUGACUACCACUACAAGCACUAACGAAUACACAUCAAUAGACCUAACUGAACAAUCCAGUGGAACUUCAGAAGUGUCAAGAACGACAAGUCAACAGACCCUAGUAUCUUCUUCCACGCUUUUAACAGUUCCUUCAUUUCCAACAACAGAAUUUGGAUCUACAGCUGUAGUGACACCAACAACAGAAAGCACAAUCCGAACAAGUGCCAUAGUGUCUGCAACAGGGGAAUCAGCACAUCCCACUGUUUCCUCCUCAACUGAAGAUGUCCAUUCAGUAGCACCCACCUACUCAACAUCAGUGCCCUCAAAACCUCAUCCAUCAGUCAGUUCUGAAACUACAGAAGCAAGCUCAACAGAGUACACAUCAAGUAAAAUAACAGGACAGUCUUCUGAAUCUUCAGCAGCACCAGAACAAACAACCCAGCGAUCCUCAGCAUUUCCAACCACAAAUGACCACAUGGCUUCAUUAGUGACAACAGCCACAGAUAGCACAAUCCAAACAAGUCCCAUAGUGUCUACAACAGAAGAAUCUGCACAUCCCACUGUAUUCUCCUCAACUGAAGAAGUCCAUUCAACACUAUCCACCUUCUCAACAUCCAUGCCCUUAACAAGUUAUGCAUCAGUCAGUUCUGAAACUACAGAAACAACCUCAACAGCGUUCACAUCAGGUAAAAUACCUGCACAGUCUUCUGAAACUUCACUAGCACCCGACCAAACAAGCCAGCAAUCAUCAGCAUUUCCAACCACCGAUGAAACCAUGGCUUCAUUGUCAACAACUGAAAACAACUCCACUACUACCCUUCCAAUGUUCACAGGAAGUGCAACUGAAACAUUUCCUACAACAGAUGUAUCCACACAGACAACUCAUAUAUCCUCUAGUGAAGGUACAAACUCACCAUCAACUACAGAGUCAGCAACAACUUUAACAUCUCUUAGCAAUAUAAUUACUGACUCUGCAGUGUCCAUCACCUCAAGCACCAAUAUAUACACAUCAAUAGACUUUACUGAACAAUCCAGUGAAACUUCAGAAGUGUCUAGAAGGACUAGUCAACAAACCACGAUAUCUUCUUCCACAUCUGUAACAGUUCCUUCAACAGUAGUGACACCAGCAACAGAAAGCACAAUCCAAACAAGUCCCAUAUUGUCUACAACAGAGGAAUCUGCACAUCCCACUGUAUUCUCCUCAACUGAAGGUGUCCAUUCAACACCAUCCACCUACUCAACAUCCAUGCCCGUAACACCUCAUCCAUCAGUCAGUUCUGAAACUAGAGACACAACCUCAACAGAGUUCACAUCAAGUAAAAUAACUGGACAGUCUUCUGAAACUUCACUAGCACCCGACCAAACAAGCCAGCAAUCAUCAGCAUUUCCAACCACAGAUGAAACCAUGGCUUCAUUGUCAACAACUGAAAACAAAUCCACUACUACACUUCCAAUGUUCACAGGAAGUGCAACUGAAACAUUUCCUACAACAGAUGUUUCCACACAGACAACUCAUAUAUCCUCUAGUGAAGGUACAAAUUCACCAUCAACUACAGAGUCAGCAACAACUUUAACAUCUCUUACCAAUGUAAUUUCUGAUUCGGCAGUGACUACCACUACAAGCACUAACGAAUACACAUCAAUAGACAUAACUGAACAAUCCAGUGGAACUUCAGAAGUGUCAAGAAAGACAAGUCAACAGACCCUAGUAUCUUCUUCCACGCUUUUAACAGUUCCUUCAUUUCCAACAACAGAAUUUGGAUCUACAGCUGUAGUGACACCAACAACAGAAAGCACAAUCCGAACAAGUGCCAUAGUGUCUGCAACAGGGGAAUCAGCACAUCCCACUGUUUCCUCCUCAACUGAAGAUGUCCAUUCAGUAGCACCCACCUACUCAACAUCAGUGCCCUCAAAACCUCAUCCAUCAGUCAGUUCUGAAACUACAGAAGCAAGCUCAACAGAGUACACAUCAAGUAAAAUAACAGGACAGUCUUCUGAAUCUUCAGCAGCACCAGAACAAACAACCCAGCGAUCCUCAGCAUUUCCAACCACAAAUGACCACAUGGCUUCAUUAGUGACAACAGCCACAGAUAGCACAAUCCAAACAAGUCCCAUAGUGUCUACAACAGAAGAAUCUGCACAUCCCACUGUAUUCUCCUCGACUGAAGAAGUCCAUUCAACACUAUCCACCUUCUCAACAUCCAUGCCCUUAACAAGUUAUGCAUCAGUCAGUUCUGAAACUACAGAAACAACAUCAACAGCGUUCACAUCAGGUAAAAUACCUGCACAGUCUUCUGAAACUUCACUAGCACCCGACCAAACAAGCCAGCAAUCAUCAGCAUUUCCAACCACCGAUGAAACCAUGGCUUUAUUGUCAACAACUGAAAACAACUCCACUACUACACUUCCAAUGUUCACAGGAAGUGCAACUGAAACAUUUCCUACAACAGAUGUAUCCACACAGAGAACUCAUAUAUCCUCUAGUGAAGGUACAAAUUCACCAUCAACUACAGAGUCAGCAACAACUUUAACAUCUCUUAGCAAUAUAAUUACUGACUCUGCAGUGUCCAUCACCUCAAGCACCAAUAUAUACACAUCAAUAGACUUUACUGAACAAUCCAGUGAAACUUCAGAAGUGUCUAGAAGGACUAGUCAACAAACCACGAUAUCUUCUUCCACAUCUGUAACAGUUCCUUCAACAGUAGUGACACCAGCAACAGAAAGCACAAUCCAAACAAGUCCCAUAUUGUCUACAACAGAGGAAUCUGCACAUCCCACUGUAUUCUCCUCAACUGAAGAUGUCCAUUCAACACCAUCCACUUACUCAACAUCCAUGCCCGUAACACCUCAUCCAUCAGUCAGUUCUGAAACUAGAGACACAACCUCAACAGAGUUCACAUCAAGUAAAAUAACUGGACAGUCUUCUGAAACUUCACUAGCACCCGACCAAACAAGCCAGCAACCAUCAGCAUUUCCAACCACCGAUGAAACCAUGGCUUCAUUGUCAACAACUGAAAACAACUCCAUUACUACACUUCCAAUGUUCACAGGAAGUGCAACUGAAACAUUUCCUACAACAGAUGUAUCCACACAAAUAACUCAUAUAUCCUCUAGUGAAGGUACAAAUUCACCAUCAACUACAGAGUCAGCAACAACUUUAACAUCUCUUACCAAUGUAAUUUCUGAUUCGGCAGUGACUACCACUACAAGCACUAACGAAUACACAUCAAUAGACCUAACUGAACAAUCCAGUGGAACUUCAGAAGUGUCAAGAAAGACAAGUCAACAGACACUUGUAUCUCCUUCCACACUUUUAACAGUUCCUUCAUUUCCAACAACAGAAUUUGGAUCUACAGCUGUAGUGACACCAACAACAGAAAGCACAAUCCGAACAAGUGCCAUAGUGUCUACAACAGGGGAAUCAGCACAUCCCACUGUUUCCUCCUCAACUGAAGAUGUCCAUUCAGUAGCACCCACCUACUCAACAUCAGUGCCCUCAAAACCUCAUCCAUCAGUCAGUUCUGAAACUACAGAAGCAAGCUCAACAGAGUACACAUCAAGUAAAAUAACAGGACAGUCUUCUGAAUCUUCAGCAGCACCAGAACAAACAACCCAGCGAUCCUCAGCAUUUCCAACCACAAAUGACCACAUGGCUUCAUUAGUGACACCAGCAACAGAAAGCACAAUCCAAACAAGUCCCAUAUUGUCUACAACAGAGGAAUCUGCACAUCCCACUGUAUUCUCCUCAACUGAAGGUGUCCAUUCAACACCAUCCACCUACUCAACAUCCAUGCCCGUAACACCUCAUCCAUCAGUCAGUUCUGAAACUAGAGACACAACCUCAACAGAGUUCACAUCAAGUAAAAUAACUGGACAGUCUUCUGAAACUUCACUAGAACCCGACCAAACAAGCCAGCAAUCAUCAGCAUUUCCAACCACCGAUGAAACCAUGGCUUCAUUGUCAACAACUGAAAACAACCCCACUACUACCCUUCCAAUGUUCACAGGAAGUGCAACUGAAACAUUUCCUACAACAGAUGUAUCCACACAGACAACUCAUAUAUCCUCUAGUGAAGGUACAAAUUCACCAUCAACUACAGAGUCAGCAACAACUUUAACAUCUUUUAGCAAUAUAAUUACUGACUCUGCAGUGUCCAUCACCUCAAGCACCAAUAUAUACACAUCAAUAGACUUUACUGAACAAUCCAGUGAAACUUCAGAAGUGUCUAGAAGGACUAGUCAACAAACCACGAUAUCUUCUUCCACAUCUGUAACAGUUCCUUCAACAGUAGUGACACCAGCAACAGAAAGCACAAUCCAAACAAGUCCCAUAUUGUCUACAACAGAGGAAUCUGCACAUCCCACUGUAUUCUCCUCAACUGAAGAUGUCCAUUCAACACCAUCCACUUACUCAACAUCCAUGCCCGUAACACCUCAUCCAUCAGUCAGUUCCGAAACUAGAGACACAACCUCAACAGAGUUCACAUCAAGUAAAAUAACUGGACAGUCUUCUGAAACUUCACUAGCACCCGACCAAACAAGCCAGCAACCAUCAGCAUUUCCAACCACCGAUGAAACCAUGGCUUCAUUGUCAACAACUGAAAACAACUCCAUUACUACACUUCCAAUGUUCACAGGAAGUGCAACUGAAACAUUUCCUACAACAGAUGUAUCCACACAAAUAACUCAUAUAUCCUCUAGUGAAGGUACAAAUUCACCAUCAACUACAGAGUCAGCAACAACUUUAACAUCUCUUACCAAUGUAAUUUCUGAUUCGGCAGUGACUACCACUACAAGCACUAACGAAUACACAUCAAUAGACCUAACUGAACAAUCCAGUGGAACUUCAGAAGUGUCAAGAAAGACAAGUCAACAGACACUUGUAUCUUCUUCCACACUUUUAACAGUUCCUUCAUUUCCAACAACAGAAUUUGGAUCUACAGCUGUAGUGACACCAACAACAGAAAGCACAAUCCGAACAAGUGCCAUAGUGUCUACAACAGGGGAAUCAGCACAUCCCACUGUUUCCUCCUCAACUGAAGAUGUCCAUUCAGUAGCACCCACCUACUCAACAUCAGUGCCCUCAAAACCUCAUCCAUCAGUCAGUUCUGAAACUACAGAAGCAAGCUCAACAGAGUACACAUCAAGUAAAAUAACAGGACAGUCUUCUGAAUCUUCAGCAGCACCAGAACAAACAACCCAGCGAUCCUCAGCAUUUCCAACCACAAAUGACCACAUGGCUUCAUUAGUGACACCAGCAACAGAAAGCACAAUCCAAACAAGUCCCAUAUUGUCUACAACAGAGGAAUCUGCACAUCCCACUGUAUUCUCCUCAACUGAAGGUGUCCAUUCAACACUAUCCACCUUCUCAACAUCCAUGCCCUUAACAAGUUAUGCAUCAGUCAGUUCUGAAACUACAGAAACAACAUCAACAGCGUUCACAUCAGGUAAAAUACCUGCACAGUCUUCUGAAACUUCACUAGCACCCGACCAAACAAGCCAGCAAUCAUCAGCAUUUCCAACCACCGAUGAAACCAUGGCUUCAUUGUCAACAACUGAAAACAACCCCACUACUACCCUUCCAAUGUUCACAGGAAGUGCAACUGAAACAUUUCCUACAACAGAUGUAUCCACACAGACAACUCAUAUAUCCUCUAGUGAAGGUACAAACUCACCAUCAACUACAGAGUCAGCAACAACUUUAACAUCUUUUAGCAAUAUAAUUACUGACUCUGCAGUGUCCAUCACCUCAAGCACCAAUAUAUACACAUCAAUAGACUUUACUGAACAAUCCAGUGAAACUUCAGAAGUGUCUAGAAGGACUAGUCAACAAACCACGAUAUCUUCUUCCACAUCUGUAACAGUUCCUUCAACAGUAGUGACACCAGCAACAGAAAGCACAAUCCAAACAAGUCCCAUAUUGUCUACAACAGAGGAAUCUGCACAUCCCACUGUAUUCUCCUCAACUGAAGAUGUCCAUUCAACACCAUCCACUUACUCAACAUCCAUGCCCGUAACACCUCAUCCAUCAGUCAGUUCCGAAACUAGAGACACAACCUCAACAGAGUUCACAUCAAGUAAAAUAACUGGACAGUCUUCUGAAAAUUCACUAGCACCCGACCAAACAAGCCAGCAAUCAUCAGCAUUUCCAACCACCGAUGAAACCAUGGCUUCAUUGUCAACAACUGAAAACAACUCCACUACUACACUUCCAAUGUUCACAGGAAGUGCAACUGAAACAUUUCCUACAACAGAUGUAUCCACACAGACAACUCAUAUAUCCUCUAGUGAAGGUACAAACUCACCAUCAACUACAGAGUCAGCAACAACUUUAACAUCUUUUAGCAAUAUAAUUACUGACUCUGCAGUGUCCAUCACCUCAAGCACCAAUAUAUACACAUCAAUAGACUUUACUGAACAAUCCAGUGAAACUUCAGAAGUGUCUAGAAGGACUAGUCAACAAACCACGAUAUCUUCUUCCACAUCUGUAACAGUUCCUUCAACAGUAGUGACACCAGCAACAGAAAGCACAAUCCAAACAAGUCCCAUAUUGUCUACAACAGAGGAAUCUGCACAUCCCACUGUAUUCUCCUCAACUGAAGGUGUCCAUUCAACACCAUCCACCUACUCAACAUCCAUGCCCGUAACACCUCAUCCAUCAGUCAGUUCUGAAACUAGAGACACAACCUCAACAGAGUUCACAUCAAGUAAAAUAACUGGACAGUCUUCUGAAACAUCACUAGAACCCGACCAAACAAGCCAGCAAUCAUCAGCAUUUCCAACCACCGAUGAAACCAUGGCUUCAUUGUCAACAACUGAAAACAACCCCACUACUACCCUUCCAAUGUUCACAGGAAGUGCAACUGAAACAUUUCCUACAACAGAUGUAUCCACACAGACAACUCAUAUAUCCUCUAGUGAAGGUACAAAUUCACCAUCAACUACAGAGUCAGCAACAACUUUAACAUCUUUUAGCAAUAUAAUUACUGACUCUGCAGUGUCCAUCACCUCAAGCACCAAUAUAUACACAUCAAUAGACUUUACUGAACAAUCCAGUGAAACUUCAGAAGUGUCUAGAAGGACUAGUCAACAAACCACGAUAUCUUCUUCCACAUCUGUAACAGUUCCUUCAACAGUAGUGACACCAGCAACAGAAAGCACAAUCCAAACAAGUCCCAUAUUGUCUACAACAGAGGAAUCUGCACAUCCCACUGUAUUCUCCUCAACUGAAGAUGUCCAUUCAACACCAUCCACUUACUCAACAUCCAUGCCCGUAACACCUCAUCCAUCAGUCAGUUCCGAAACUAGAGACACAACCUCAACAGAGUUCACAUCAAGUAAAAUAACUGGACAGUCUUCUGAAAAUUCACUAGCACCCGACCAAACAAGCCAGCAACCAUCAGCAUUUCCAACCACCGAUGAAACCAUGGCUUCAUUGUCAACAACUGAAAACAACUCCAUCACUACACUUCCAAUGUUCACAGGAAGUGCAACUGAAACAUUUCCUACAACAGAUGUAUCCACACAAAUAACUCAUAUAUCCUCUAGUGAAGGUACAAAUUCACCAUCAACUACAGAGUCAGCAACAACUUUAACAUCUCUUACCAAUGUAAUUUCUGAUUCGGCAGUGACUACCACUACAAGCACUAAUGAAUACACAUCAAUAGACAUAACUGAACAAUCCAGUGGAACUUCAGAAGUGUCAAGAAAGACAAGUCAACAGACCCUAGUAUCUUCUUCCACACUUUUAACAGUUCCUUCAUUUCCAACAACAGAAUUUGGAUCUACAGCUGUAGUGACACCAACAACAGAAAGCACAAUCCGAACAAGUGCCAUAGUGUCUACAACAGGGGAAUCAGCACAUCCCACUGUUUCCUCCUCAACUGAAGAUGUCCAUUCAGUAGCACCCACCUACUCAACAUCAGUGCCCUCAAAACCUCAUCCAUCAGUCAGUUCUGAAACUACAGAAGCAAGCUCAACAGAGUACACAUCAAGUAAAAUACCAGGACAGUCUUCUGAAUCUUCAGCAGCACCAGAACAAACAACCCAGCGAUCCUCAGCAUUUCCAACCACAAAUGACCACAUGGCUUCAUUAGUGACAACAGCCACAGAUAGCACAAUCCAAACAAGUCCCAUAGUGUCUACAACAGAAGAAUCUGCACAUCCCACUGUAUUCUCCUCAACUGAAGAAGUCCAUUCAACACUAUCCACCUUCUCAACAUCCAUGCCCUUAACAAGUUAUGCAUCAGUCAGUUCUGAAACUACAGAAACAACAUCAACAGCGUUCACAUCAAGUAAAAUAACUGGACAGUCUUCUGAAACUUCACUAGCACCCGACCAAACAAGCCAGCAAUCAUCAGCAUUUCCAACCACCGAUGAAACCAUGGCUUCAUUGUCAACAACUGAGCACAACUCCUCAACCAAAUUCCCAGUAUCUGCUUCCACAGACGCUACAGCUCUUUCAACAACAGCAUUAAUAUUCACAACAGUAAGGACAGUGGCAACAGAAACCACAAUCCAAACGAGUUCAAUAGAUUCUACAACAGAGGAAUCAUUUCAGACCACGCUGUUCUCUUCCACUAAACAAGUCUAUCCAACACAACCCGUGACCUUGUCACCUCUUCCAACAGUUACUUCUGAAACUACAGAAGCAACCUCAACAAAUCAUGUCCUUUCAACACUGUCCAUCAACUCAACCUCUCGUACUUCAGUCAGUUCUGUACCUGAGUUAUCCGCCACAGCAAGCUCCACAGAGCACACAUCAAGUAUAACUGGACAGUCUUCUGAAUCUUCAACAGCACCAGACCAACCAAGUCAGCAAUCAACAACACUUCCAAGCACAGAUAGCUUCACAACCAUGCUACCCAGCUUCACAGGAAGUUCAGCUAUAUCAUUUCCCACGACAGACACAAAUAAUGUUUCAAUUUCUACACAAUCCACUCACUUCACUUCCAAAAAUCUGUCACCUUCCACUUCUGAAUCGAUCAAAUCAACUGUUGUACCUAGUCCUGGAUAUACAGCAAUAGAAACGCUUUUGCCAAACAAUUUCAGCUCCACAACUCUGAAAAUGUCGACAGUAGGUCCAACCCGUACAACUUUAUCUUCAUCAACCACCGAACACUUCUCCACAGCUCUGUCCUCUACCAUCAGUGCAACUUCUUUUUUCAUAUCUACAGCUGAACAAGACAAACAAUCCACAAAAUUACCUUCUACUAGUUUGCAAAAUUCUGUAUCGCCAAGUGAAUCUUCUCUAUCAACUAUCACUGCUGUCACCGUGAAUAGCUGUGCAGAUUGCCAGUGUAAUGGUUCACCGUGUUUUUUCAACAUGACUUCUGGAUUGUGCAAAUGCAACUGCAGUGACUACACUUAUGGUGAUUCAUGUAAUUUAGCAGCUAACACAAGACCUGUUAUAUUAUCUGAGGAGAGACCUACAAGAAAGGCAAACAUUUCUUUGAGACUUAUACGGGAAUAUAAUCCUGACUUUGAGCUUUUGAACUCUGAGGCAUCCAAAAAGUUGAUUUCAGUCUUAUCACAUGAGAUUUCGGGCAUUUGCAGAAGAGCAGAUCCAAAAAACUUUAGAGAUGUAAAGAUUAUCGGACUACUGUCUGGAAGCAUCAUCGUCAAAAGCAUUGCACAGUACAACUAUCCAAACAACCAAUCAGAAAUAGAUUUUCUCAACAAGGAUCUAGAAACAUCUCUAACAAACCUAUUUAAUAAUUCAGAUUUGCUUAAACAUUUAAGUGAAGCACUCGGAAAUGUUUCUGUUCAGGAUACAGAAGUUCUAAUGCAGACAUCUGAAAUAGCAAAUAUUUCAGACUUGAAACGGUUCUUGAAUUGUAGUUCGGAUUUUGCUGACUACACACUGAAAAUUGUGGAAGGUGCCUGGGUGUGUGAGGGGCCAUGCAAAAGUAACCCCGGCUACUGCAACGCUCAUGGGGAUUGUCUGAACAUGAAAACCGGCCCAGGGUGCCUAUGCUACAACACUUCUUUUCAAGAAUACUACGGAACACAUUGUGAGCUUUUCCGCAGAGGUGCAGGCUUUUACGCCGCUCUCUUCGGGAGUUUAGGAGCCGUCCUUCUUCUUUUCAUCACUGUGACAAUUGUGAUUGUAGUUGUACGACUGAGGCACAGGAAAUGCUGGUCCAUGAGCGGCAGUCUUGAUACGAGGAGGUCGAACUUGUUUGGUGACUACUUCUUUGACUUCACUGACAGAAGUCAAGCUUGUCAACUUCAGAAGUAUACUUUGCAUGAAAACCUACAAGAGGCAGAGGCUGGAGCUUUUAGGUGACAUGUCGAAAAAUGUUGAUACGGCUUCAAAUGUGAAGACACAAUAACGGACGUGAAGCCACAAUUAACACCUUUUUUGGGUCAUUCUGGAGAUCUUCGAGCUUCGCUGUCUUACAUAUAAUUAAUUGCGAAUGAGGAUUAUUAUAUUUAUCUCUAAAUCAAAGAUUAUAGACUGUCAUAUGAAAUGUUUAGGGCCAAAAGUACAGAUUUAUUGUGUUUUUGCAGCACUUCCACAGAACACAUAAAUAAUAGCUAAUAAAUUAUUACAUUAGCCUACACACAUUUUUUUUUAUAUAAAAAUUUCAUUAUGCCAUGUACUUGAAAGUUACCUGGAUGGAGGUUAUGAAUAUGAACUAGCUUCCAUUGCUACUGUAUGUGUUAUUGUUUCCUCUUCUUCUUCUUCUUCUUUUGGCAAUCUUAGAAUAUUUGAGAAGGUCUUGAAGAAACCAUUUAUGUUAGAACCUAAAAUGUUAGCUAAGUGUGAGGUAAAUCUGUUCUUUAAAAACAAAAACCCUGCAGAUGUAAUUAGGUCCUCUCACAGGUUUUUUUAAUGUAUUAAUCAGUACUGCUCACAUACAUAUAUAGCCAUUGAAGUCCUGUUAUUAAAAGUCAUAAACCUACUUCCAUCAUGUCAUGGAUGGAUAUCCAAAGUCCUGGAGAAACUUGUAUAUAAGCAGCUACUGUAAAUAAAUAUCUUUAAAAUGCACACAAUAUCUGAUUUGGGAUGUUGCCAGAUUACAGGAGCCAUUCUGAAAGUUUUAAUGAUAUCAUAUCUGCUUGUCAUAUAAUAUUCAUUGUCCUAGCUAUUUGAUCUUUGAUCUUUGAUUUAAUCUUAUAACACAGUGCAGUUGAUCUCUGGAUGUGAUUGGUCAGAAGGUGUUGAUUAAUUGUCUCUAACAGCAGCUCUGACAGUAUUACAGCUGCACAGGUUUGUAUUAAUGCUCUCAUUGAUAAGGUGAAGUUUUCUCUAAGGAGACGUUUAUUUUUAACACGUAUGGAAGGAGUCUCCAGUGUUACCGCUUUGUAUCAUUCAGAGGUAAAGCUGUACUUUUAAGUUUUCCGACAUCUUCAGGACAGAGGAAUUUACAUGUUUUUUGCAGUUUCUUGGUAAUAUGACAAACUGAGUGUUGGGUUUUUUUUACUUCAAGAGAGAGAAAAAGAGAAGUUGGUGAGGGAAAGACUGUUUAUACAGUAGCUGCUUUAACGUCAGUGGGAACACGAACUAACUUUGAAACACUGGAUGGACAAAAAAUAUGACGUGUCGUUCUAUAAUGAAUUAAACAUUGUAAGCACUGAGAAAAUGCUUUGGUAUAAAAGGGAAUAAAGCAUCUUCUGGGUGUGGUGUUAUUGUAAAACAACAUUAGCUCCCUCUAUCAUGCAACACCUUGGAUGAUUAUUUUCACUAGAUGGCAGUAUAGGUUAGUGAAUGCACCCUUAUUAAAAAACAACAACAACACACAAUUACAUUAUAUUGUUUGCUGUGUUUAAUGUCAGAAUUGAUCUUAAAAUAUUUUAUGACAUGCUUUAGUAUCACAUUCUCCCACAAUAUGUUUGACUUUGUCCUCAGAUCUGUAUGUUUAUGAAAUAUUCCACAUAUGUAGAUGAUCUU
Messenger RNA from Ictalurus punctatus (channel catfish), 15915 nucleotides. RefSeq lists its product as uncharacterized. NCBI's taxonomy places the organism in Eukaryota, Metazoa, Chordata, Actinopteri, Siluriformes, Ictaluridae. The transcript is spliced from 9 exons. The record is from RefSeq and is a predicted model, not a curated record. Bases 94 to 14307 code for a protein of 4737 amino acids.